Schistosoma intercalatum is the source of this 2379-nucleotide messenger RNA. Lineage: Eukaryota; Metazoa; Platyhelminthes; Trematoda; Strigeidida; Schistosomatidae. The record is from the annotation of a GenBank genome assembly.
AUGCAAAAUAAUAAUUCUACAAAUAAUGAUCAUUUUAAUGAUUGUUAUGAGGAUAUAUCAAAAUCCAUUGAAGCAAUUCAAUCAAACCAUUUAAAUCAAUCUAUUAAUAAUAAUGAUAUAACACGAGAUAUAAACGAUACAAACAAUAAUGAAUUGAAUUUAAUGAAACGAUCCAAUUCAUGCAAAUUGGAUUCAUUGAACACUUCUACAUCAUUACCAUUGAAACGAUCGUUUCCAUGUGAAAAAUCUCAAUAUCAUAUUGGUUGGAGACCAGUGACUGCAUUUAUGACAAAUUUACAAUCAAAAUUAUUGAAUCAUUCAAAUGAUUUAAAAUCGGAACAACCAAAUCAAUCCACUGAACAGAAAUCAAAUAUCAAUCAUUUAGGUCGAUUUAAUAUUGGUUGUCCAUCUGGAUGUAAUUCAUCUAUAGCUGAUGUGAUAGUCAAUGAAGAUUAUGAAUUCUAUACAGAUAUGAUACAGUCAUCAGAAUUAUUAAAUAAUCAACAAAAUCCUAUUCAAUCAGAAUCAAUUACAUAUAGAAAUUGUCAUCAAUUACCACAUUAUAUGGAAAAUGAUCAUUUAUCUAAAACUUGUACAGGGACUUCAAAAGCUCCAGUAAUUGUAAGAUUAAAUGUUAGUGGUACAAUAUUUCAUGUAAGACAUAGUACAUUAAAACGUGAUCCAUUUGUCUAUGGUAAAAUGUUAGAAGAUGCUAUAUGGAUUGCACAAACAAAAGAAUAUUAUUUUGAAAGAGAUCCAGAAGUAUUUCGAUUUAUAUUAAGUUAUUUAAGAAGAGGUGAAUUACAUUUACCUCAUGGAAUGUGUGGUCCACUUGUUGAAAAAGAAUUAGAUGAUUGGGGUAUAGCAUUAGGUUUAGAUAUUCAAAGAUGUUGUUUAGGUCCAGUCAUGGAAAGUAAAUCAAAAUUGGAAUCUUUACAUAGAUUUGAAGAAAAAUUAGAACCAGAAGCUGUACAACCAGAUUAUUGGAUUCAAUCUUAUCGUUGGCAAUUAUUUCGUGAAAAAAUUUGGUCUGUUAUAGAUAUAUCACCAAGACUUAUACAUUCACGUUUUAGUAAUUAUAGACAUAGAAAACAAUAUACACCUAAUGAAUUAUUCUGUAAUGAUUAUAGUUCAACAAGUGAUCAAUCAAAUUCCAAUGAUAAUCAUAGUUUUAAUUCAAAUCAGAAAUCAAUAAAUCCAAUCAAUCAUUAUUCGAUUAGUAAUGAACAAUCUGAUGAUAGUUUAGAAUCAAAAUCAUUUCAUUUAUCUACAACAAUUCAAUCAAUUCAUCAUUGUUGUCAUGAAAAAAUCAAUAAAUAUACAAAAUGUUCUAGUUGCUAUCCAAUGAAUAAUCAUGAAUCAAUUUAUUUAAUAUGGUUAAGACAUUUUUAUUUUAUUUAUGAAACGUUAAUUAUAACAUCCGCUGUUGGUGUAUUUAUGUUAUCCACAGUGAAAGAAUAUCGUAUCCCAUUUUAUAUGAAUAUUACUGGAUAUACAGAUGCUUAUAAUGAUACCAUUAUUGAUUAUACAAAUAAUCAUUUAGAAAUUAUCACUUUAUUUAAUCAAUCGGAUAAAACAAAUUAUAGUUAUUUUACAUUACCAUCUAAAUGGCUUGUACAAAUGGAUAUUUUCUUUUCUAUAGCUAUUACUAUUGAUGUAUUAAUACGAAUGAUCUUUUGUCCAUGUUUUCUAAUUUGGUUCUUUUCAUUAUCUACAUUGAUUGAUAUUUUAUCCUUAGUACCAUUCUAUUGUGAAUUUAUCUUUUAUGAAUUAGUUUAUACUUAUAAUAAUGAUAAUCAUUAUCAUACUAAUCCAGAUUCAAUAUGGUGGUUAAUUCGUAUUCUCAAAGUAGAAGAAUAUUUUAUCAUUUUAAAAGUAUUUGUUGUAUUAAGAUUAUUUCGUUUAUUAAGACGACAUAGAGGGACAAGGGUAUUAUUUUAUACUAUACGGACAACUAUUACAGAUUUAUCGAUUAUUAUUAUAUUAAUUUUAGUAAGUGCAUUAUUUUUUGGUGCAGCAAUUUAUUUUGUGGAUCCAACAUUUACCGAUAUACCAAAAGGUUUUUGGUGGGCAUUAAUCACUAUGUCUACUGUUGGUUAUGGAGAUUUAGUACCAAAUAAUACAGGAGGUUAUAUAGUUGCUACAGCAUGUAUUAUAUUAGGUACAUUAUUAGUAUCCUAUACAAUACCUGUAUUAGUGAAUCAUUUUUUAUUAUAUUAUGCACAUGCUGAUCAAUUAUCUAUGGUGAAACAAUUACAUCGUACUGCUAAACGUAAAAUACGAAAUAGAAAAAUGUCACGUUAUUUACAAAAAGCUUUAUUCAAUGCUAAAUCUAUAGUGAGUUCAACAAUGACAAAUGUUAAUAAUAAUAAAACAUAA